GCGGUGAAUCUGCAUGUGCUGUUCAGUGGAGGAAUGUUAAAUUCAUUCUUUUAAAACGCUUGUGCCACUAGAUAUAUUAUGAUUUAACUAUCAGACUGGAUUCAUACCCAACUAUUAUCACUCGUUCAGCUCACCAACAUGAUUGCUGCUGACGGACACUACGUUGAUGGAUCGUGGUUGCUCACAGUUCACAUUGACGAUUUGGGAAUAGAUCGACAAGUUCGAGUACAAGGGGACUGGUCUGUGGGGGAGGUGUUAGCCAAACUAACGGAGGGUCUCCCACCACCCACCUUCAAACCGGCAAAACCGACAGAAAUUAACCUUCGUUCGGGCACACCGCGCAUCGGUUGGGCAGAACAUUGUUUAUGGUGGCCAGCCAAACACCGGUGGCUGUUGCACGGCCGUGUGAGUCUAAACCAGUAUGGACUUCAGGCAGAUGCUAGACUACGUCUUGUCCCCAUUUACGGAAGACUAAAUGUCCAACUGCCAGAUUUACAACUGCGUGAAUUUGUGGAUGUGAAUUACGCGGAACCAGUAUUCCGCAUUACUGUUUCUAUAUGCCGCCACCUGAAUAUCCGCCAUCCAGAAGAACUCUCCCUAGCCCAUCCGAUAAGCCAGUCUGAUUUGAAACAAUCUCGAUUUUUCGUCAAUGUAGUUGAUAGACGAUAUCACUCACAGGCCGCGGUUAAGCGCAGCGCGUUCCAACGUAGUGCAACAAUCGCUGGAGUUCGUACUCAGUCCAAAAACUCGCUGACAUCAGACAGUCUAAAGCAAGCUCAAAAUGGCGGAAACCCAAAUAAUACCGGAGACGGUUUGCCAAACGGCACAGCUCGUAAAACAUUAGCUGCAUCGGAUAAUUUGUUCGGACCCCCAAAGAUACGGGAUUCACGAGUCCGUAAUAUCACUAACUGGUCUCAGCCACUGAAAAAUGCAAUACCCAGCAUAAACAAUGUGAAUUUCGCACCUGGAUCAAUACAUACACUCGCCUUUGAAUUUCGUGCAUUGGAAGACCCAUCCUUGGCCUUUAGCCCAGUAGUGGGUGUGGAGGAGGCAUUUUGUAACGGGUCAAUAGUACACCCACAGAAUUUCCUCCAACGAUUACGCUUGAACAGUACAUGGUUGGAUUCAUCCAAAUCUCUCAUGGAACAAGGUAUCGAUAUGAGACCUUGUACGGUUUAUGAGAUGGAUGGUCCAGUGGGUCACGUGAAUGGACAGAAGACCAGUUCCAAUGACUCAUCCAGGAAACCCAUUGUUCCCACUCUGGUGUUGCGAUACAAAUACGGCAGUUUCUAUGACCUGAAUGCCAAGUAUGAUAUUGUUCGAAUUAACCAACUAUAUGAACAAGCAAAAUGGUCUGUGAUAUCUGAAUUGAUCGAGGCAACCGACGAUGAGGCAUGUCUCCUGGCUGCACUACAAGCUCAUGUGGAAAUCGCCACCGAACGGGAGGAGCAGGAGUUGACUGAAAAUGCGACCUCGCCCCCUGUGAAUGGCCCUGACCAACCGGAUAAUACAACACAAACAGAAUCAAACCAGUCCAUCAAGAAAAAGCUCCUCCCGCUUGUCGUUGGACAUAACCGAGACACAUCACCAAUAGGUGGCUACCUAAGGCACAGUCACAAUCCUCGCUUAGCUCCGACCCGACCUCUGAGUGUUGUUGAACUGGAAUCGGAGAUCGAUGCAAUACUGGAUGAUUUGUCAAACUAUGAUGCGGCCGACGCAAUCAGCAUUGGCGGCGGCCGGAGAUCGCGAGCCAGAAGACGAUCAGCCAGACCAGUGAGUCAAGCGCUGAGCAUCCAGAGUGAGGAACAACUUGAUCCCGGUCCGCCGAAACUCACUGGUUAUAUCAAAGUAUGCAAACCGCGACGGUUUGGCUUGAAAAUGUUCCGAAGAGUUUAUAUGGUUGCGGAUGGACUAAAAUUGUCAGUCUACAAGAAUGAAGAUGAGUUUGUGAGCAAGACUGAGGCCUUCGAAGUAAUCUACCUGCCUGGGUGUGAAGUUCAACCAGACCUGUGCCUAACAUCUGAACGUUAUAGCAUUCGGUUGUUUGUACCGAUUUCAAGAACAAAUCUCCCGCUUUCGGCUGCAUUCAACCUGGGCGCGAUAGAUGAUGUACGGGGACAAGACGAAGAAAUAGGCAUUAGCGGUCGUCUGAAACGUCGUGCAUCCCUUUUGUCCUUGACAUCGUUGUCCCAAUUCGGCGCUUCGUUUGGACUACAACCUGCUGGUGGUUCUUCUGGUGGUGCAUUGUGUGGAGCCUCGGCCGCGGUCCUUGGUCUCGUCAACGAAAUAGUGCUUCGGUUGCCAGACACGAGUACUUAUGCUGAUUGGUUGGCAUUUUUGCGCCUAGCGACUGCCGUUCCCUUGAUGGGUUUGCCUACCGGGGAGGAUCGAACUGACUGGGAUGGAACGGUCCCUCAUGCGGAAUGGGCAUCCAUUCUAACCCGUGAGAUUUACGACGCCGAAAGAAAAGCGAUUUCCGGUCUCGUCCAACUCAUAUCUCCCAGUGUGACUUCCGGCGACAAGGUGGAUGGAGGCCUGCAAAUAACUGCCCUACAUACCCGCUUGGAGAAACGGUUUGCAGACUUCUUACCAAUGAGACUCACCCCGGCAAAGAAUACACUGCGUCAAAAGUCCAGGGAUCUCAUAGAUUCGGGUGGAACCCUUGGUCGAACAGCUACCCUGCCGCCGGAUGGACGAACACCAGCACAUGCUUCAGGUGGUGUCCUAUCCGGGCCGCAUCGAGCUAACCUGAUACGGCGUAUUUGCGUGGCUUACUCUCGUAUCCAUGACCUGAACAGUAUUCAAGCGAAGAUGAAGUAUAUCAGUGCGUGGGAACAAAUGCCAAACCAUGGAAUAGCAUUCUUCCCUGCUCGUCUUGAGGUCACCCUACCCCUGUCCAGCCUGGUUGGCGGUGAUGAACAAAAUGAACGUCCUCUGACACGUGGUGUGCCAUGGCUUCAUCAACCUCUGGGUGGAGGAAACAUCACCGUUUCUUCUAGCCGACGCGUAGAAGCAGUUGGAAUCGGGCCCACACGGGUAUUUCGAUGUGACAUACAGACGGGUGAUAUCAUGUCUAGCUGGCGUCUGUCGGCUAUUCAGGGAUGGCAUAUAAACUGGGAACUUGGAGAACUAGUUUUGCUACUGGCGCCACCUCAACUACCCUUAUCAAAACGAGGGGUUGGGGAAAGGGAGCGAAGUGUCAGCCCGCCACCUGCACCCACAACCUGUCCGGGAAGAGUGAUUAUCCGUCCGGUGGAUGUGUCCGUCCGAACUGUCGCCGAAUUUCUGGGUGGUUACACAUUUUUGAACCUUCGUUCCCCUGAAAAGAAUCAAGGUUUGGACGAGAGCGUCUUCUAUAAAUUAACCACAGGUUCAACUCUUCCAGUGUCCCAAGGAACUCUGUCGUAAGAGACCUAGUCGCAUGAAUAGCUUUCAAAUCCGGUGCAGAUGGAGCUAGAAUACCAAUAUACCGAUCCCGCCAUUAUAGCAGCUUAGCUUGCUGAGAUCCUGCAUUCUUGUUUCUUCCCCCAUUAUUUUUUGCAUCAGUAUCAAGAACUACCUUUCUGAUUUCUAUCCUGAACCGCUUCUUCCUCUCACCUUUUAUUCGAUCAUUUAACUAUACUGCGCUUCUUGUCUAUUCUCUUUGAGUUUUGCACGGAUUUCAAUUUGUCUUUCAUUCAUUCAUACACACACAUGUGCUAGGCCUGUUUAUUGAUAGUCUUGUUCUCCUCGUCCCCGAUGUGGAAUUUCGCUCUAUCUUUCUCUCUGUCUUAACUUGAAGCCUGCGGUCUUCAGUCAAAUCAUCCUUCUAAUGUAAUCGACUCAUGAUUCUCCUCCCUAUUCGCAACCGUUCUUGUUAAAUUUUUGGUCUUAUGUGCGUCCACAAGGCGAUCAUAUGAAUAGCCUUCACUCGUUUUUGCUACCAUGAUGACACUACAAACACUGAGAUGCAUACGUAGAAUGGAAGAGCUAGAUCAAUUUGUCUAAUCUAAUGUCUUGUUUUGCUUUUUUCCUGGUUUUUCUUUCUGCUUUCUUUUGUAAAUUAAUGCGUCACCGAACAUUUUGUUUGUAUUUAUUUCGUGUGUGUUUGUGUGUGAACAGUUGUGAAAAGAUUCAAUAAGCAGCUGUUCCCGGUUUGUCGGUUUUGAGAGUUCUGCUUUGGUUGUUCAAGUGUAUGUUUGCCCAGUAAGGAGUUGACGUAUU
Messenger RNA from Opisthorchis viverrini, 4203 nucleotides. RefSeq lists its product as hypothetical. Gene Ontology annotation, biological process: integrin-mediated signaling pathway; cell-matrix adhesion. NCBI's taxonomy places the organism in Eukaryota, Metazoa, Platyhelminthes, Trematoda, Opisthorchiida, Opisthorchiidae. Gene Ontology annotation, molecular function: integrin binding. The transcript is spliced from 4 exons. Bases 139 to 3408 code for a protein of 1089 amino acids. Gene Ontology annotation, cellular component: cell-substrate junction. The record is from RefSeq and is a predicted model, not a curated record.